AUGUCUUCGAAAAGAUUCGAGGAUACCUUGACAAGAUCAGAUUGUUCUCUCGUUCGAGGCGAACGGAAUGCUGGAUUUGAAAACGGUGAAGAAUCUAUCCAGGAUUCUGUUGAGGCUUGUGGGGAUACGCAAAUCGCCAUCCAGAAAGAACAUUCUGACAUAUCUUCUGCAAUCCAUAAGACAGACUUUGUGGAUGAGAGCAAACUAAAGGAGUGCGGUGACUCAAGAUGGAGUACAUUCCAGAUCUCUCAUAUAGGAAUUGUAUAUACAAUUACAUCCGCUGUGAUCCUGUCACUCUCUGCAUGGCAUGAUCGUGGUGUACCUCUCAGGAACACUGGGUCCGAACCAGCUUCUAUUUUCCCGGACAACUAUACAGCUCCUCUUCUGCCUACCGAUGAGUGCCCUCAAAAGGGUUUCCUUUUCACACAGCCGCAAAGCGUACGGUUUACUUUUCCUUCGGUUUAUCCUUGGUGUAAUCAAUACAGCCCUGACAUACCAUGCAUACUGUACAUAAUCUAUCAAAUCAUGCCGGUUUCAAGUUCAAAAUCUAUUCAGUACAGCGCUCCUGUGUUUGCAGGACUGCUUGGCUGGAUAUUGUUAAAGGAAUCCUGCUCGUUUUUGGACACUCUUUUCUCCUUUCUGACUCUCGCUGGUGUUUUCCUGAUCGCGCAGCCACCGUUUCUCUUCGGGAACCCCGAAUUGGCUGGCAUAGCUUUCGAUGCGAGAGUUCUUGGUUCGGUACUGAGCCUCUUAAGCGCUUUCCUUUGCGCGACCAUCUUGAUCCUUAUGCGAAAACUUGGGUUUUAUAAGGUUCCUUCGUUGGUCGUGCUUAUUUUCUACUCAAUCUGUGGGUUAUUGUUAUCUUCAUUUCUCACGACCGUCUUACAGCAAUGGACACUGCCUGGAUGCGGAGCGGAUCGCAUCAUUCUCCUUGCCAAUGGAGUUAGUAACUUCUCCUCCCAAAUCCUAAUCUACCUCGCCCUUAAAACGGAACGGGCUCAAACUGUUGCUCUCGUCCACUCAUGUGACAUCCUCUUCUCAUUCACCUUAGAAUAUUUGUUCUUUGGUGUCAUGCCGAACUAUAUUACAGCAAUCGGGACCUUCGUGAUCAUCACUAGUUUUGUUGGGAUUACGUUGAAGAAAUUGUGGGAGAGUCGAAAACUUGAAGAAAGGCAAGAGGUGAAUGGGGAAGACAACCAAAGCGGCAUCUCCAACAGCUGACAAGAAAGUGAACUUCGUUAAAUAGACACAACGUCGCAUACAGCCUCUGUCAUUUCAACAAGUGUUCAUAUAGUCUUCUUCAAAGAAAACGAAAACGUAUUGAGAGAGAUCCCUAAAUAUCAUCAUUAUUCAAAACUGAAAAACAAAAAUCAUUGUACGGUAGAAUCAAUGGAUGACAAAAAAUAAUGCUACUUUUAUUUUUGUUAUGUUGGAACACGAGAUAAAUCUCCAAAGAAAUGCCUUAUAUUGAACCUUACUAAAGGUUUAAGGCUUUUAAUCAUUAUAUUCUUAGAUUUUAUCGUGAAUGGUAUUGAGUCAACACAUAUUCUCCUUUUCUUGUUUAUUUUUUCAAGCAUAUGCCAUCCCGGAAAAUAAUGUAUUACAUACUCUCACAUAAAAACACUAGUUAAUGUACAAAUGA
This is a messenger RNA of Lytechinus variegatus (green sea urchin), 1642 nucleotides long. RefSeq names its product solute carrier family 35 member G1-like. The record is from RefSeq and is a predicted model, not a curated record. The coding region runs from base 1 to 1221 and encodes 406 amino acids. Lineage: Eukaryota; Metazoa; Echinodermata; Echinoidea; Temnopleuroida; Toxopneustidae. Gene Ontology annotation, cellular component: membrane. The transcript has a single exon.